This is a messenger RNA of Acanthosepion pharaonis, 600 nucleotides long. Lineage: Eukaryota; Metazoa; Mollusca; Cephalopoda; Sepiida; Sepiidae. The record is from the annotation of a GenBank genome assembly.
AUGAAAGACAUUUCAGGAGAGGAACGAGAAAUGUUAUGUAUAACAUCUUGCGAUGUGAGCGUGCUGAAAAAUAAACAUUAUCUAUCUAUCUAUCUAUCUAUCUAUCUAUCUAUCUAUCUAUCUAUCUAUCUAUGUGGGUGUGGAUGGGGGGAUCAGCUGCCUAGCCGCUGCCUGAUCUUGUCCAGGGCAGAGCCUGAUGAGACAAACGGAUAUUUACGUCCUGUUCGGCGAGUCCGCGCUUUUCUUCUUGACAAACGCCGCGCACAGUAUUUGAACCCUCCUCCUCCUCUUCCAACCUAUUCGCUUUCCUCAUUAUUCCUUGUUUUGCUGGUUCUUAACGUACACCUUCCAUUUCACCGUCCAUUCUGCAACCCCUCCUCUUCGUCUACUCGUACCCACCCGUCGCCACCACGCCUCCAUUUAUUUUUCUCCCCUUUCUUCUCCAAUCCUAAUGUUUAUUUCUUUCCUUUAAGCCUUUCUCGUUAUUGCUCCCCACUAGUUUCUUUCUCGUUAUUUCUCACCCAUCCCAAAUGGUCGCCAGCACUUUUCUUGCCUUCUCCAUCAAUUUAUUUUCUAAAAUUCCUCUCUCCAUCAAAAUAA